Serinus canaria (Common canary) is the source of this 993-nucleotide messenger RNA. RefSeq names its product retina and anterior neural fold homeobox (gene RAX). Gene Ontology annotation, molecular function: RNA polymerase II cis-regulatory region sequence-specific DNA binding; DNA-binding transcription factor activity, RNA polymerase II-specific. The record is from RefSeq and is a predicted model, not a curated record. Gene Ontology annotation, biological process: positive regulation of transcription by RNA polymerase II. The transcript is spliced from 3 exons. NCBI's taxonomy places the organism in Eukaryota, Metazoa, Chordata, Aves, Passeriformes, Fringillidae. Bases 1 to 993 code for a protein of 330 amino acids.
AUGCACCCGCCCGGCGCCCCGCUCGCCAUGGCCGAGGGCGCCUUCUCGCUGGCCGCCCCGGCGGCGCGGAGCCCCGGGGGAAACCCAUCGAGGCUUCACAGCAUCGAGGCUAUCCUGGGGUUCACCAAGGAAGACGGGCUGCUGGGCGCCUUCCCGCCCGACGGCAGCGCCAAGGAGGCGGACCGGCGGGGGCCCCGGCAUUGCCUGCCCAAGAUGCCCGGGGAGCAGCCGCCAGCAGAGCCCCCCCCAACGCCCCCGGGCAAGCCCCGCGGGGAGAUCCCGCCGGUGACCUCCCGUCUUCCCCUCGCAGAGCCGUACUGUCCCGGCAGCGCCAGCCCCGAGUUGCCCGCUGGCAGCAGCGGCGAGGGGAAGCCGUCUGAAGAGGAACAGCCCAAGAAGAAACACCGGCGAAACCGCACCACCUUCACCACGUACCAGCUCCACGAGUUGGAGCGUGCCUUUGAGAAGUCCCACUACCCCGACGUGUACAGCCGCGAGGAGCUGGCCAUGAAGGUCAAUCUGCCCGAAGUCCGCGUCCAGGUUUGGUUUCAGAACAGAAGGGCUAAGUGGAGGCGGCAGGAGAAAUUGGAGGUGACCUCCAUGAAGCUGCAGGACUCGCCCAUCCUCUCGUUCAACCGCUCACCACAGGCAGCACCCAUGGGUCCUCUGAGCAGCAGCCUGCCCCUGGAGACAUGGCUCAGCCCACCGGUGCCCAGCAGCACGGCUCUGCAGACCCUGCCUGGCUUUGUGGCCUCGCCGCAGAGCCUGCCUGGCAGCUAUACGCCACCACCCUUCCUGAACUCUCCAGCAGUGACCCACGCACUGCAGCCCCUGGGGGCCAUGGGGCCACCGCCGCCUUAUCAGUGUGGGGCCACCUUUGUGGACAAGUUCCCUUUGGAUGAGGCAGACCCACGCAACACCAGCAUUGCCGCCCUGCGGUUGAAGGCCAAGGAGCACAUCCAGUCCAUCGGCAAGCCCUGGCAGACAAUCUGA